This is a messenger RNA of Salvelinus sp. IW2-2015, 1043 nucleotides long. RefSeq names its product transmembrane protein 199 (gene tmem199). Gene Ontology annotation, cellular component: endomembrane system. Lineage: Eukaryota; Metazoa; Chordata; Actinopteri; Salmoniformes; Salmonidae. The record is from RefSeq and is a predicted model, not a curated record. Gene Ontology annotation, biological process: vacuolar proton-transporting V-type ATPase complex assembly.
CGUCAGAUCCUGUCACAAGGUGAACAUAGAUGCUUCAAAGACAGCUUUCUCUCUCCUGUCGUUACUAGUUAGUAAAAUUAGCCAAACUCUCAUCGUUAUCGGACAACUUAAGAUGGGUAGUUGAUACAAUGAUUAGAUUAAUACUAAAUGUCUCCAUUUGUGAAGAAUUGAGAAUGGAUCAUCUGUAUAAACUGCCAACGUUUGCUCCUGGUCGUAGGUUUGCUAGCUAACGUCGUUAGCUAUAUUUGUAGCCAGAGCACUCUCUUCUUGUAGCUAGCUAGUUUAGCUGGCUAACUCUGCUCGGCCAGCUACGGGCGAACAACAACUAGCUAAUCCAGCCACUUGUCAGCACAGUUCAUUGUAACUAACUACGUAAGUCUGACAGUUAACGUUAGCUAAAGAGAAUGGCGUCGUCAUUUGUGAUUGGAAACACAUUUCGAAAGAGGGUAAGAGACUUGCUGGAGAAGGAUGAGGCUUCAGUUCCAACAGAACUACAGAACGAAUUGGAAGAUAUUCUUCAACAGGAACAACCAUCAACUCUGUCUUUCAGAACUGCAAGAAAACUUCAUAAAUGUCUGCUAGACAAUGGUCAUCCCUUCUACCUUAAUGAGGUGUUGGAGGACAGCUCAUUGCACCUGCCUAAGGUUGAAACGCCCCCCAGAAACCCUGUGCUCGUGGCUCGUCUGGAGAGAAUCAGAGCCAAGUUGGCCAAUGAAGAAUACAACAGGAUCACACGGAAUGUAAACACUCAGCAGAUGAAUCGUCGUGAGACAUUGGCGGACUUUGGGAGAGAAGUGCGCUCAGCCAAAGCUGCUGUUGUGACGGUCUUAAACUUCCUAGUGACAGUGGUGGCGACGUUCGCCUGCUCCUAUCUCGGCAGUCAAUACCUCUUCACAGAGACAGCGGCGAGGGUGAUAUCUGCAGUGAUUGCUGCAUCUGUAGUCGGCCUGGCAGAGCUGUAUGUUCUGGUACGGACCAUGGAGGGAGAGCUAGGAGAACCAUAGCGCCAGUCAGUGUUCUUAUCAACAAAACACAUUGCUGGA